Molecule: messenger RNA, 1407 nt
Organism: Tarenaya hassleriana
Lineage: Eukaryota; Viridiplantae; Streptophyta; Magnoliopsida; Brassicales; Cleomaceae
Exons: 2
Coding region: 60-1316 (418 amino acids)
Molecular function (GO): phosphatidic acid binding
Source: RefSeq, a predicted model, not a curated record
UCAAGAUCUCACAGAAACGAGGAAAAAAACGAGAUUGAAAAAAAAAAAGCUUAGAAACGAUGCCGUACUACACUAGGGACGAGGACGAAGUCGAUGACUUCGACGAGUACGAUCCGACGCCGUACGAUGGAGGCUACAAGCAGCACGAGAUCUACGGCCGUCCGAUCCCACCUUCCGACGAGACAUGUUACGCGCUCUCGUCGCCUUUGGAUGACUCCUUCGAGUACGAGCGACCGGAGUUCACGUCGUACCAUGAGCCCUCUGCUUAUGCAGACGAUGCUCUCCAGACCGAGUACAGCAGCUACUCGCGACCCAAACCCCGACCUGGGUUCCAACCAGGAGGCGGUUUAGUUGAAGGUGAGUAUGGUGGAAGGCCCCAACCGGCUUAUGAGUCGGAGUACGGAUCCGGUGGGUAUGGUGGGGAAACGGAGACAGAGUACGGUCGGCGACCUGAAUCGGAGUACGGAUCCGGUGGGUAUGGUGGAAGAACUGAGAUCGAGUAUGGCCGACGACCUGAGUCGGAGUACGGGUCCGGUGAGUAUGGUGGAAGAACUGAGACCGAGUAUGGCCGACGACCUGAGUCGGAGUACGGAUCUGAAGGGUAUGGUGGGAGAACUGAUACCGAGUAUGGUCGGCGACCUGAGUCGGAGUACGGAUCCGAAGGGUAUGGUGGGAGAACUGAUACCGAGUAUGGUCGGCGACCUGAGUCGGAGUACGGAUCCGGUGGGUAUGGUGGGAGAACUGAGACCGAGUACGGUCGGCGACCUGAGUCGGAGUACGGAUCUGGGUAUGGCGGGGGAACUGAGAUCGAGUACGGCCGACGGCCUGACUCGGAGUACGGAUCCGGUGGGUAUGGUGGGAGAACUGAGACCGAGUACGGUCGGCGACCUGACUCCGAGUACGGAUCUGGGCAUGGCGGGAGAACUGAGAUCGAGUACGGCCGACGACCUGAGUCGGAGUACGGAUCUGGGUAUGGUGGAAGAACCGAGACCGAGUAUGGAUCCGGGUAUGGCAGGAAUCAGAGCUACGGAGAGGGUGAGGGAGAGGGAGGGGGAGAGAGGACGGAGUACGGAGGUAGGCUGAGAUAUGGAAGGUCUGAGGAACAAGAGGAAGGUUACAGGAAGCCCAGCUAUGGUCGUCGCAAUGACGACGAAGAAGAUGAUGAUGGCGGUGAGCAACGCAGGCACCGUUACGGUGAUGAUGAGGAAGGGAGCUAUGGCCGCAAGAAAUAUGGCGACAAUGACUCUGACGAUGACGAGGACGAGGAGAAGAAGAAGAAGCAUCGUUACCGCAGGAACUAUGAUGACGACCAGUAAAAGUGAAAACCUCUCCUUCCCUUUUGGGAGUGCCUUGCUGUUACUUCUUCUGCUACAUCAAGAGGCACAUAUAUAUACAUACAUAUAUAUA